AUGUUGCCUUCUGCAAGACUGAAAUAUCGACAUACCGCCUGUCUUAAGUUUUCUCUUUCGAAUUUAUGCAAUUUUAAAUCCACCCUGCAUCUUUACCAACUGACUAUUAAUCCUCCCUUUGUUUUCAAUCUUUCUUUCUUUCUUUCUUUUUUUCUUUUUUCUUUCUUUCUUUAUUUAUUAUUUUUUUCCUUUCUCGCACUCUACAACACUCCAUCGUUUGCUUCAUUUUCUUCUUUCUUUCUUUCUCCUUUCUUUCAGUUUAUAUUUCUUCUUUUUCUUCUUCUUCUUCUUCUUCUUCUUCUUCUUCUUCUUCUACUUUAUUUAUUUAUUUAUUUAUUCAUUUCUCGCACUCUACAACACUCCAUCAUUUGCUUCAUUUUCUUGUUUCUUUCUUCCUUCUAUCAGUUUAUAUUUCUUCUUCUUUCUUUCUUUCUUUCUUUCUUUCAUUCAAAAUCUAGUUUCUUUCUUUUUUUCACACUAUUUUCUUCUUUCUACAUUCGAUAUGGCUAUCUUCCCACCAUUAGAUUAUUUCUUUCUUUUUUCUUUUCUUUUUUCCCCACAUCCUUUUGCUUUCUUUCUUUCAUUCUUUCUUUCUUUCUUUCUUUCUUCAUUUAUUUAUUUACAAUAGCAUGUCUUUCCUUCUUUCCAUAUCUACUUUUGCUUACUUUUCUUUUUUUUUUCUUUCGUUUUUCUUUCUUUCUUUCCAUAUUUCAUUCUUCACACUUCCUUCUUUGUUUCUUUCUGUACACGCUAGCUUCUUAUUUAUUUACACCACCAUUCUUUCUUCGUUCUUUCUUUACGCAGCUACUUCCUUUCUUUAUACAAUUUUUUUGUUUCUAUGAUUGUGUGUUUCUUUCUUUCUUUCUUUCUUAUGUGUAUGAUGGACUCAGACGAGAAAAACCUUCCUCUUUCCUCUUCUCUCUUCAUACUCUUGGAGAGAAAGAGUACGCCACACCUCUCUCUAUCUUCUUCCUUUUCUUACUUUCCUUUUCUAUUUCUUUAAAAUUCCCCUCCUGCCACUUCAAUUUUCCUACUCGCCUUUCUCUUCAAUUUCCAUCUCUCUUUUACUUUUGCUUACUUUCCUUUUCUAUUUCUCCAAGUUUCUCCUCUUUUUUCUUCACUUUUCCUACACUCCUCUCUCUCCAGCCUCUACCUCUCUCUUCCUUUUCUUUCUUUUCUAUUUAUCCCAAAUUUCCCUCUCUCCCUUUUCUUACUCUCCUUUCUUUCCAACUGCCACCUUUCUCUUUUUUUUUCUUGCUUUUCUUAUCUAUUUCUCUUAAAUUAUUCUCGCUCUUUUCACUUUUCACGCACUCCUUUCUUUCUAACCUCCAUCUUUCUUCUUCCUUUUCUUACUUUCCUUUUCUAUUUCUCCAAAAUUCCCCCUCUCUCCUCUUUCCUUUUCACAGUCAAAUCUCUCUCCCCUCUCUCUCUCUCCCCCCUCCCCUCCCCCUCUCUCUCCCCCUCUCCCCUCUCCCCUCUCUCCCCUCUCCCCCUCUCUCCCCCCUCUCCCCUCCCCUCUCUCUCCUCCACCCCCCUCUCACCCCUCUCUCUCUCCCUCUCUCCUCUCUCCCCUCUCUCUCCCCUCUCCCCCUCCCUCCUCUCUCCCCCCUCUCUCUCCCCCCUCUCCUCCUCUCUCUCCCCCUCUCCCCCCUCUCUCCCCCUCUCUCCUCUCCCCUCUCUCUUUCCCUCUCUCCCCCCUCUAUCCCCCUCUCUCCCCCCCUCUCCCCCCCCUCUCUCCCCUCUCUCCCCCUCUCUCCCUCCCCCUCUCUCUCCCUCUCUCUACCCACUUUUGUUUAUUAG
Molecule: messenger RNA, 1800 nt
Organism: Acanthosepion pharaonis
Lineage: Eukaryota; Metazoa; Mollusca; Cephalopoda; Sepiida; Sepiidae
Source: the annotation of a GenBank genome assembly